Messenger RNA from Calidris pugnax (ruff), 981 nucleotides. It is a transcript of the gene CCNO, whose product is annotated as cyclin O. Gene Ontology annotation, cellular component: cytoplasm; cyclin-dependent protein kinase holoenzyme complex; nucleus. The record is from RefSeq and is a predicted model, not a curated record. The transcript has 3 exons. Gene Ontology annotation, biological process: mitotic cell cycle phase transition; regulation of cyclin-dependent protein serine/threonine kinase activity. Gene Ontology annotation, molecular function: cyclin-dependent protein serine/threonine kinase regulator activity. NCBI's taxonomy places the organism in Eukaryota, Metazoa, Chordata, Aves, Charadriiformes, Scolopacidae. The coding region runs from base 1 to 774 and encodes 257 amino acids.
AUGGUCCACGGGUGGAAGUGGAACCGGGACCGGGACCACCCAGAGCACCCACCCCGCACUGCCUGUGUGUCCCCCGGUGUGACGGCGGAAGCUCGCUGCAAGCUGGUGAGCUGGCUCAUCCCCGUCCACCGGCACUUCGGGCUCUCCUUCGAGGCGCUCUGCCUGGCCGUCAACACCCUCGACCGCUUCCUCGCCACCACCCCUGUGGCCGCCGACUGCUUCCAGCUCCUGGGGGUGACGGCGCUGCUCAUCGCCUGCAAGCAGGUGGAGGUGCACCCCCCCAGCGUGAAGGAGCUCCUCGCCCUCUGCUGCGGCGCCUUCAGCCGCCAGCAGCUCCGCAACCUGGAGUGCAUCGUCCUGCACCGCCUGGGCUUCGAGCUGGCCGCCCCCACCGUCAGCUUCUUCCUGGAGCACUUCAGCCGGGUGCGGCUGCUGGCGGGGGGCGCGGACGCGGGGGAGGCGGCGGCUGCCCGCAGCCUGGCCGGGGGGGUGGCCGAGCUCAGCCUGGCCGACUACGCUUUCACCAGGUACACCCCUUCCCUGCUGGCCGCCGGCAGCCUGGGGCUGGCGGACCGGCUGUUGGGCCACCGCAAGCCCCUGGACCUGCGGAUCAGCGGCUACCCGGAGGGGCUGCUGCGGGACUGCAUGGACCAGCUGCAGCUCCUGGUGUCCCUGAACGGACAGUCCCUGCCGCUCCUCCUGCCCCCCGAGGUGGUGGAGAAGUGCCCCUGGCUGCGGGGAGCUGGGGCCACCGAGGCCUCGGCCCUGGGCUGAGACAGCUCUUGGUGCUGCCCGCAGCCCACCCAGAGCCCCAUCCAACAAGCCUUAGUGUUACUUCUGUAAAGGUUCAACAGAUCACAUUUUGAACAUGAGGCUACCGUAUGUCCGUUGCACUGUCCCUUUCCUGCUUUGUUUUGGUUUUUGUUUUGUUUUUAAAUCCAUCAUGUACAUAAUAUACAGAAUCUCAAGUACUGUAUUAUU